CCCCAUUACUAAUACUGUCACCAUACAGUGGCAGAAAAGAGCAGGGUGCAGCGGAGAGUUGACAGGGAGGAGGAAAAGCCCAGGAGUAGUAAAGGAGCAGCUCCAGUGAUGGAAAUUUGCUCCCUAAAGACCUCUGAUCUGGUCGAGUUUGUGAAUAAAGAGAAGAAGAGAAGGGCUGCCUGUGAAAAGGGCUUCAUCCUGGAUGGCAUGGCAGUCAGGACUUUGACGGGAGAAGAGAGGUUUCCCAAGCUUUGGGGGGGGAUCCCUCCAUACAAUGCCCAACGUGACCCACACGCAGCAGCUUAUUUUCAGAAUCCAACUGUGAGGAACUUAUUGAGGAAGACUGGACAGGGCAACGGAGGAACCUCAAUGAAUGGCCGCAUAGUAGAUAAGUAUUAUGUCCGUGGAGAGGGGGCCGUGUACUUGAACCUCAGGAACUGCAGUGGAUCAGGACAUUGCCAGAUGCAUUACACCGGGCAUAAUGCCCCAUCAUGGCUGCCAAUGCUCGGGUACAAUGGGCAAUAUGGAUAUAGAAGGAAUGUGCCAACACUCCGUCAGACACCCUCUGCAUUCGGGGAAAUUACACCAUUCCCCCAUCACUAACGGGGUUUCAAUGCUGCUGGAAGGCUGGAGAACCAGUCAAGAACUCAGCAUGUAAAUUGCCCAGGAACAUGGACCCAUUGUAAAGAAAGUCUUCCUUGCACAGCACUGAUUGGGAUCCAGGCCCAUUAUUCACCUUUACCAUCGAGGCAUUAAAAGGACACUGGGGGGCAAGACUGUGAGAGCUGGAAGUUGGGAAGAAUACAUGUUAUAUCCAUGUUCAUGGGUAUUAAAGGCAUACUGACCCAA
Xenopus tropicalis (tropical clawed frog) is the source of this 849-nucleotide messenger RNA. RefSeq names its product spmap1 (gene spmap1). NCBI's taxonomy places the organism in Eukaryota, Metazoa, Chordata, Amphibia, Anura, Pipidae. Bases 109 to 603 code for a protein of 164 amino acids. The record is from RefSeq and is a predicted model, not a curated record. The transcript has 5 exons.